AUGCGGCUUGAUAUUUUGCCAAAUGAGGGCUCUAAAUUUGAUAAUAGUGUUCUAGUGUCCAAGAUCCAGGCGCAGGCGAUACACUUACAUGUGAGCCGAGAGAACGCUCUUGGAGUGGCUCUAUCGAACUCUUUUCGCUCCAGAUGUAAGCGGUGA
This is a messenger RNA of Plasmopara halstedii, 156 nucleotides long. RefSeq lists its product as uncharacterized. Lineage: Eukaryota; Oomycota; Peronosporomycetes; Peronosporales; Peronosporaceae. The transcript has 2 exons. The record is from RefSeq and is a predicted model, not a curated record. Bases 1 to 156 code for a protein of 51 amino acids.